UUAGUUUAAAAUGUAAUGUUUUUUAGGCAUCAUCAUAAAGGUAAUGCUAAAACACACACCCAACACAGCAACGAAAAGAGACUUGUAGAAAUUCUUUUGGAAGACUUGGUUGAACACAGAGAGGCGAUGCAAGCCGACACACCACAAACCAAUACCGAUAGAAGCGUAAUGUGGCUUCUACGACGCCUCUCUGGUAACAUCGAGUCCGAUAAUCGGGUUCUGCGGGCUUCUGACAAUCUCGAACGCGGCGUGAGAAAUCUUGGAGCUGAGGCUUGGCUUACCCAACAAAAAGCUAUUGAACGAAAACAAACUAAAAAAAGAGAGCAAGCGCGACAAAUGGUGCAAAUUGUAACUCAACUAAAUGGAAGUCGAAAGAAAACAAGAAAUCAAAUCAACUUCGACCGCUGCUUUACCUCUGCAGUUUUAAGAGGCGUCCCUACACUAACGGCUAAGCAAACGUGUGAACGCCGUUCCUGAAACAAAAAUUGUUCGGUUAAACUGACAACGAAAAUCAAGGGUGUAUAUCGCCCCCUGUGGUAAAAGUUCAUGGCACACUCUUCUCCAUUUAGCGCAUCAAUGCAAUUUGACUUUUCUACCCGAUGUGAUACCGCUCACUAAAUCGGCAAUACGUUUUUCAGACGAUUUUCUGCCGACCUUGCCCGUAUCCGUUUUUACUUUAUUAUUUCAAAAGUUUUGAUUAGUUUUUUUAUAUUCCGCAAAUGUACUUUUGCUCUAAAAUAUUUUCGCCUUUAUUUCCUAUUUAUCGUGCGUAUUUUUGAUAUGUUCUGUAUUUUUGUUCCUGCACGCUUUGUAUUUAUAAUUUAUUUAUUUGUAGCUGCGACGAAAAUAAAAUAUAAAUAAACGC
This is a messenger RNA of Ciona intestinalis (vase tunicate), 865 nucleotides long. The record is from RefSeq and is a predicted model, not a curated record. Lineage: Eukaryota; Metazoa; Chordata; Ascidiacea; Phlebobranchia; Cionidae.